Branchiostoma floridae (Florida lancelet) is the source of this 3049-nucleotide messenger RNA. Its product is annotated as irregular chiasm C-roughest protein-like. Gene Ontology annotation, molecular function: cell adhesion molecule binding. The record is from RefSeq and is a predicted model, not a curated record. NCBI's taxonomy places the organism in Eukaryota, Metazoa, Chordata, Leptocardii, Amphioxiformes, Branchiostomatidae. The transcript has 13 exons. Gene Ontology annotation, biological process: cell-cell adhesion. Bases 298 to 2451 code for a protein of 717 amino acids. Gene Ontology annotation, cellular component: cell-cell junction.
UUUCCUCGGCGGGAUUCUAUUUCACCGGCAUUUCUCUCUGCCUUAGCUAGGCCAUUCAAAAGGCUGUCUUAGUCGCGUUUUCCACCGAUAUGUCAACUCUGGAAACAGGCACAUAAAGGGGCCAUAAAACGACGCAGGGAACAGCCAUCUCACGGCGGUUAAAUCUACUGCACCUUGUUUAACUCUCCGCUGCCCGGCACUCUACUUCUACAGCAAGCUCCAUCAGUCUGUAACUCUCCGCAGCCCAGCUCAGUGCUCAGGCAGUAGCAAGUGCGUCGUCGUUUCACAGCGGUGAACAUGGCGACUCGCCGCUCCGCCAGACUGGACUGUGUUCUGGUCCUGAUCGGCUUUAUCCUACAGGCAGUUGACGGCGCAUCUUACCGCACGAGACCACAGCCGACUGCAGUGCUGCAGGGGCAGACUGUGACACUGACGUGCUCGUUUGAUGGACUAGCAGAUGACGACACAGUGAUAUGGGAGGGUGGAGCAGAUGAUAAAACCAUCGCGUUUGGAGGCAAUGUCCCCAAGGUCUAUAGACGUCACAAAAUCACAGGAGAUGCUUCUCGAGGAGAGUACAACUUGGAAAUUGAACGAGUGAAGCCAGAGGAUGAAGGGAAGUACAGUUGCUACACUGAUCCGAACGCUGUUGCUGACGCCACUUUAACUGUUGUUGUUCCCAUGACCGGACCUCCAACGAUAGAAGGCGGCGAACUUCCCGUCACGGCAGGUGAACAGCUGUCCCUCACCUGCCGAUCUACAGGUGGACAUCCCUCACCUCGACUCACCUGGUUCAACGGUACACACCGCUUUAGAGCUGCCAGCGUGUCGAAUCAACGUGACCAGACUGUGGAGCUGUUCAUCCCCCGGCUGACCAAGUGGGACAACGGCGCCAACUUCACCUGCCUGGCCGACCAGGGGUUCCCCGAGCUCGCCAAGCCUAAGGCAUCAUCCAGGAUCCUGAGAGUCAAGUACCCACCGCUGGUGCAGGUGCCCAGUCCGUCCGUCCACGUGAGAGAGGGUGAGCCGGCCAGCCUCAGCUGUAUGGUGGACAGCAACCCCAAGGCUACUGUCACAUGGCGGAAAGUCGGGGGCACAAUCCCGAUGCUCAACAUGAUGAGAGACCAUGUCCUCCAUCUCCCGAAGGUGUCAAAGCACGACGGCGGACUGUACCAAUGUGACGCCAACAAUGGGGUCCUUCCAAUGGGAUCUGGAACAGUCACUCUCCAAGUUUAUUAUCCUCCUGUAAUAGAGGCUACAAUGGAGGACGAGCUGACGAUGCUGUACGGCCAGGACGACCAGUCUCUCCAGUGCAUUGCUGACGGGAACCCCAAGCCUCACAUCCGCUGGCGGCGGAAGGAUACAAGUCUGUACUGGGACAACCCGCUCCGCUUCCACCGGGUGCGUUACGACGUGCAGGGCACGUAUCAAUGCGUGGCUGCCAGCGACGGCUUCCAGGAAGUCACCAAAAACGUCUUCGUCAACGUUGUCGGUCGGCCAUCUAUCCAGCCAGGCCUUCCAGUGGUGACAGUACCUGAGGGUAAUACCGCGAGGUUUAACUGCGAGAUUCUCGGGGACCCGCUCCCAGGCAGAGUGAGCUGGUUCCGGCAGAGUAAGCAGGGGAAGGAGAGCGUUGUCAUGGCGACGGAAGUUGGCGUGUCAAUCACUGAAAAUCCAACAGAUGACGGAACGUCCAGCACCCUCCUCCUGAAGGAUGUCGGGAUUCCUCAGGAGGGGACGUACAUCUGUCAGGCCUCCAACAUGUUCGGGGAGGCGCGCAGGGAGAUCCGGCUGGAAGUUUUUAGCUCCAGCGGGUCUCUGGUCGUCAUCUCCGUUUCCAUGGUGACGGCUGGUCUGGGGAUUUUGGCGGCGAUUAUCGUCUGCGUGGCAGUCAAGAAGGGGUGGAUCUGCAGGGAGGAGAAGAGAGACACAUCUACAUUGUCCUCUACACGCUCGAUGCCUCCCAUCCCCAAGUCCGUGAAGAGACUGGGGCAUGGCACGAACGACUCCGGUGUGGAGGACCUGGAACUGCAGGAGUUGGACGGGACGCUGAAGCCACGUCCGCCGCCUCGGCCCGGGAAGGAGUGGACGUCCGUGGGGCUGUCCUACACAGGGCUGGCACAUUCCAGCACACUGCCGCCGUACACAACGGUGGAGAGAAACCGUCCGGACGGAGAGGACAUCCGAUCACGUGGGGGCAUUCCGGAGGAGGCUGUAAUGUCAGAUGCAGUUUGCAUGCCGAUGGACGUUCCUGUUCCAGCAGCGAAGGGAAAGUGGAAGAGACGAGCGCCCCCUGGCGGUGCACCCGGACCUGCCAGUGUGCGGGAACCACCGCGAGCGCCACCUGGCGGAGCAUUUGAGCAUGCCAAUUUGCGUGAGCCGCCGCGAGCGGCCUCUAGCGGAACACCUGGACCUGCCAUUGUGCUGCAUGAUUCCCAAGCCGAGAGUAUCUAAGAUAGUCUGCAGACAGAAGAGAUGGCAACGGGUAAGAAUAUAAAUCCUGGCUGUCUGUAAAAGCUGUCAUUGCGUUUUCUCUAGAUACCUAAUUAUGGCGAUGGCGCUUAAUGGAUGACACUCACCGAUAGUGGCUGUACAUUCGCUGUACAUUCAUGAUGUGCUUUAAAUAGCUUUAAAUUGUGUGUGGGACGUCAAACACAUGUCCGUUGAGAUGUGCGCACCACUCAUGGUAGCCAUAUACAUGUCCUCCUAGUGCAAUUUCGAAUCUAAAGAAUCUACCUUGAACAGCAAAACCUUUAAUCGCAUUAAAAUUGUAAAGGUAGAAUAUUAAUGAAGAAAUUCUACAAUGAUGCUCAAUGUAAUCUCCAACAUACAUACAUGUACUUGAGGAAUGAAGUUUCAGGUUCAUAACAGAAUUGUAUGGCACAUGUCGAUGAUGUAUAUAAUAUACAAUGUAGAUGAUGACCCUUGGUCAAGCUUGUUAGGCAAGAUUCCAAUGCGCAGAUUUUUGUCGAACUAGCUAUUCAUAUUUAAGGCUUCAUAUUAAACGCUUUAUCAACAUAUCAAACUAAAUAUCGAUCUUUAAGAUCUACAA